Messenger RNA from Equus caballus (horse), 12138 nucleotides. It is a transcript of the gene GRPR, whose product is annotated as gastrin releasing peptide receptor. Gene Ontology annotation, molecular function: neuropeptide receptor activity. Gene Ontology annotation, biological process: G protein-coupled receptor signaling pathway. The record is from RefSeq and is a predicted model, not a curated record. Gene Ontology annotation, cellular component: plasma membrane. NCBI's taxonomy places the organism in Eukaryota, Metazoa, Chordata, Mammalia, Perissodactyla, Equidae.
CUGCAAACCUGGGCCGCUGAAGUAGAGUGCGCGGAACUUUAACCACUUGGCCACGGGGCUGGCCCCAAAAUACUGAUUCUUGAGUUCCAUCCCCGCAGAUUCUGAUUUGGUAGGGCUGGGUAGGCCCCCAGAAUCUGUAUUUUUAAGAAGCACCUCAGGCAAUCUUGAUGAUUUUUUAUGAACCAGUGUCUUAUAGGCUAAAAUCCAACCUGAAACCUCAUGUGUAAAGUCUUCCCCAGCAGAUCCAAUCUACUUUAUUUCUCAUUUAUUACUCCCCUCCAAACCUUUGUUUCAGGCAGACUGUCUCUCAAACAGACCCGGAGCAUCCCCUUCUCUUUAGUCUGGUUCCACUUACAAAUUCUGCCCACACUAUAAUUAAUUUAUCUUGCCUGUGUAUGUUCAUUGUCACUCUGCCAGGAAUGCCAGCUACUGGAAGACACAGUGCCAUGCACAUAGCUGGUGAGAGGAGACUCUCUUUGGUCCUGUCAAGUCCACCCAUCUUCCCAAAUUCUACCAGGCCACUUCCCCCUUCAUAUUCAAGUCCCGCAGAAAAUCCACUUCUCUGGAAGAAUGGAAAAUGUGACUCUCUUGACUGAGAUAGAAGUAGAAGUGACACCCCUGCCCCGACACAUAGAAAGGAUGCUGAGUCACACUCCAAUUCUAUUCGGAAACUAGAGUCUCUGAGGAGAGGGACUUUGUAUUGUAUUUGUUCCUUGUCACUUUCAUAAGUCAAAGGCAUCUCAUGCUCACCAUUAAAGAAAAAGCUAAGCAAAUGUCUAAGUAUGUUUGGUGAUCUGCCGGAAGGUGACACAUAAUGGUAGGGAUGGAAAGAAUCAUUAUGGCUAAUGACUUGAAAUGACAUCAGAAUUCUCUAAUUAGCUUUUUAAAACAUCCUUGAUCUCAGAAAAUGUUAGGUGUUGAACCUCAAUAUAUCUUCAUUCCUAAAAUACCAUUAGAAGAGUCUAUAGUGCUGUGGAACACAUGAUGCUAACACCAGCCAUGGGAAAUCAAUAUCUAUCAGUAUCAGCUUAACUUACAUGGGAAGAAACGCUAAUGGCCCCGUUGGAUUUAAGAAGUGAGGCUGACUCAGCACAAAGGGGUGUCUAAAGAAAUAAAGGGAAACAACAGCCAGGAGUCGUCUUUGUGAAGCAAAAAUAUGCCCUCUAGACCAAACUUUUUAACAAGAAUACAAAAUCCCUCACAGUCUCACCCAAACUUGCCUCUAGCUGCAUUUCACUCUGCUCUUUCCGCAGCCCCUCUCUUCCACUCUGGAUGGCCUUUCUGGACUCAUAGAACAAGUCCCCUGCCCAACACUAUGCUCUUUCCUUUGUGCCUCUAUCCUAGGCACAUACUAUUUUCUCUGUUCAAAAGGUCCUGCCAAACACUUACUCAACCGUUAAGAUCAAAUGUCACCUUCUCUGGAGAAAAGGUAGUUGCUUCAUCCUAGGAAGGGGAUGGGGUCUAAAUUGCUGUGACUUUUUCUGUUUUAAGAAGCCAGAGUUUAUUUCUAUUUAAAUAAAACUCAGAGAACUUUCAGAAGGUUAAAAGGCCCAAAGAUAUCUAGGUUUAAUGUAAUAUUAUAGUCAGGUGCUGGCUGUUGCUGCCUCUGUUUUGAAAUCCUCGGGAUAACCCUGGGCAGUUCAAUGCCUCACUGAUUCUUCUAAUCUGAGCAUGGUGAAUGCCAGUGAGUUUCGGCAUAAUUCAUACAAGGCUAUCCUUCCAGUAAUGACGACAAAAACAAUGCCAGCAGCAAUCAUUGUCAUUGAGAGGAAGAAAGGUAAAUAAGCAGAAAAGAAAGCCACCACAGCAUUUUCGAGAAGCAAAAUUACUAAUCCAGUAUAGAACAAACAAAAGCAUUUGCAGAAUCUAUGUGAAAACACUUCUUGUGUUAUUCUUUGAAACCAGGUCCUCUGACUAUGAGCUUGAGUAGCUGGGAUCAUGACAGGUCUUACAAAAGCAAGUAUCUCCUUGUUAUUUUCCUCAGACUCUUGCAUAGUGUCUGGAAACUGGUAGAUGUUCGAGAAAUGUCUUUCAGGUAAAUGGAGGAGUUGCUGAUUCACCUGUAUGAGUAGGAUCUAUGGCCUAUUGACCCAAAGUCAGUUGCUCUUCCAACCUUAUUGGGCUUUUUCAAAGUAAAGUCACAACAAGAAUCUCUCUCGAUCACAACAAUAAUAGUAUAGUAAUAGCGGCUAAUAUUAAUUGAACACUUACUAUAUGCCAAAUACUAUGAAGUCCUAACAUGGAUAAUUUCAUUUAACUUCACAAAUUAUCCCCACUUUACAAACAAGGAACUUGAAGCUUAAGACACAAAGUAAUUUGCCAAGGCAAUGAAUGAGGGAGCCAGGAUUUCAGCACAGAGCCCAUAUACUGCAUUAUUUAGCUAUACCACUAGCAACUAAUCGACACCAUGAGGCUCGUGGUUACGGACUCAUUAUUGGUGAUAGCGGUCUCCACUGAGAAGCUCUUCCCCAUCCAGGCAUGCAGCGUCAGACUCUCUACUGAUGGCUGAGAGGAGCACAAGCCCUUUGGAUUUAUGGAAGGAGCAUGGCAGCCAUCUCAGAGUUGUAGACUGCCACUGGAAAUUCCCAAGACAACACACUUGAAGGUUUUCUUGGUGGGCCCUGGCAUGGUGAUAAGUGCAAGCUUCUUUAUUCCUUAUGGAUCCUGAAAAACCAAACCUUCACAUGGCAAUGCCUGUUAGUGACUGGCUUCCUGUGAUGUACCUGGAAGAGCUGCCUCCACAUAUGUCUUGAAGAUACACCCUUGUAAUGUAUUUAUACGUUGUUGCCUAAAGGUCUAAGCUCAAAUCUCCUAGUACCACCUCAAUAAAGCCUUUCCCAGCACCCUAUCAACUCUAAAUUAUUUCUUUCUACUUCCCAAUUCCUUGGUAUUCUAGCUGUAACUCCUUUAUAGUUCAUUUCCCACUCAAAGCUGAAGAGGAAAUUUGCUAUAAAAUGUGGCAAGAAUUCAAUAAAAAAUUGCCAAUAACUGCAUCAAAAUGCCAAUUCAUAUAAUUUUUAGAUCCAGUGAGAAAAGACCCAUUUUUCUGGGAAAGACUACUGAUCUUUGAGAGUUAAGAAUACAGCUGGCUCCCGACUUAGUUUCUCCCUGGUAAAGGGAACAGGAAUGGCCUGGCAAAUCUACAGGAAAGAGCAUGUGUGCGUUCUACUUCUGGUUUUUUCCAGAUGUCAGUUCCUGAAGGUUGAAGGCAUGAGUCCUGUGCCUGUUUUCGCUCAGUAGCAGUCCCGGUGCAAAGAGACAGUGGGAAGGCUGAGUGGGACAGCUCACGCAUGGACACCCUGUGCAUCAGUGUGCGUGUGAUUCAGAGACAGACCUCGUUUUAUAGCAACCUUAACAUGUCACUCUAACAUAUUGGAAAAGAGGAGAAAAUGGGAUGUGAGUCCCACCUGGAUUCAUGGGCACAGUAUCAGAAAGAUUUCCAGUGCCUUUGCAGAGUGCUAGCCACACUUAUUAAAUACCUACCGCAGGUGCUGCCUCUUAAAUGAGACGUCAAAGGCAUCUAUUAAGCCACACAGAUGUAGCAACUGCAGUCUGCUGGUUGAUUCUCAUCUGGGGAGAACAGCCGACUGGGCAGUGAUUGAAUUGUCCAGCAGGGGGCUGGCAUUCUCUGCGUAUAAGUAGACCUGGUUCCUCUUCAGAGCCUCAGCUCAGCCGAGCUGCCGUUUGCUGGUGAAGCCGGUGACGUGCAAAGCAUCCUGCCUAUAGGAUUUGAGGCUUUCUCAGUGCAGUUUUUUUCUACCCACUUUAAACCUUCAGAUUCUAAAUAUCAGGAAAGACAGGAAAUGCCGUGUGAAAAGAACAGGCCAAAAGUUCUUAGGAAACUGCAGCCAGGGAGACCCAGACUAGAAUGGAGGUAGGAAGAGUUGCUACAGAGUGGGUUUCAUUCUAAGCCCUUUGUUGGCUGAGUUUUUGUUGUUACCUUAUUGAAUUUAGAGAUGUACUGCAUUGGUCACGUGAAGGCCAGAGCAGCACCAGCAUCAAAAUAGUGACAGUUUUGAAUGCACAAUAUAUACGUACGCAGAGUAUUUUUAUUGAAGAAGAUAAAGAGCCCAGCACAGACUUUAUUCUCAUCUUCACCCAACUGCAAAAUCAAAAGUUAAGAAACAGCAUCUAAGGGCACUUUUUAGGUGGGAAGGAAUCCAGAGGAUGGCUCUAAAUGAUUGUUUGCCUCUGAACUUGGAAGUGGACCAUUUUGUACACUGCAACGUCUCCAAUCACAGUGUGGAUCUCCCCACGAACGACGACUGGUUCCACCCAGGGAUCCUCUAUGUCAUCCCUGCAAUUUAUGGGGUCAUCAUUCUGAUAGGCCUCAUUGGCAACAUCACCCUGAUCAAGAUCUUCUGUACCGUGAAGUCCAUGCGAAAUGUGCCGAAUCUGUUCAUCUCCAGUCUGGCUUUGGGAGACUUGCUCCUCCUGGUAACGUGUGCUCCCGUGGAUGCCAGCAGGUACCUGGCAGACAGAUGGCUGUUUGGCAGGAUUGGCUGCAAACUGAUCCCCUUUAUACAGCUUACCUCGGUGGGGGUGUCUGUCUUCACACUCACAGCUCUCUCGGCAGACAGGUACAAAGCCAUCGUCCGGCCAAUGGAUAUCCAAGCCUCUCAUGCCUUGAUGAAGAUCUGCCUGAAAGCAGCACUGAUCUGGGUCAUCUCCAUGCUUCUGGCCAUCCCAGAGGCUGUGUUUUCUGAUCUACAUCCCUUCCACGAGGAAAGCACCAACCAGACCUUCAUUAGCUGUGCCCCGUACCCACACUCUAAUGAGCUGCACCCCAAAAUCCACUCCAUGGCUUCCUUCCUGGUCUUCUACAUCAUCCCACUGUCGAUCAUCUCUGUCUACUACUACUUCAUUGCCAAAAAUCUGGUCCAGAGUGCUUACAAUCUACCCAUGGAAGGGAAUAUACACAUCAAGAAGCAGAUUGAAUCCCGGAAGCGCCUUGCCAAGACAGUGCUGGUGUUCGUGGGCCUCUUUGCCUUCUGCUGGCUCCCCAACCACGUCAUCUACCUGUACCGCUCCUACCACUACUCCGAGGUGGACACCUCCCUGCUCCACUUCGUCACCAGUAUCUGUGCCCGCCUCUUGGCCUUCACCAACUCCUGUGUGAACCCUUUUGCCCUUUACCUGCUGAGCAAGAGUUUUAGAAAACAGUUCAACACCCAGCUUCUCUGUUGCCGGCCUGGCCUAAUAACCCGGUCUCAUAGCACUGGCAGAAGUACCACCUGCAUGACCUCCUUCAAGAGUACCAACCCCUCUGUGGCCACCUUCAGCCUCAUCAACGGAAACAUCUGUCAUGAGGGGUACGUCUAGACUGACCCUUGACCCUGUCCCCCUAGGAACCCCUGGUUUUUCUUUAUGGCUUGUAAGGAACCCUCACAUAUGUUGUUGUCUCUGUACCCUCCAAAGACCCUUUGGAACGCUCAUGAGUGGUGUAGGUGGGUUGGGGAGAGGCCCAAAUGGAUCACUAUUAUGUUUGAAAGGCCCAUCAAGGCUUAAGUUUUCCACUUCAACUUAUGAAUGCUUCUUCUGAUGUAGAGCAAACUUUCCCUUUUUUAGAAAAGGGAACAGAUAGGAAAUUAUUAUUUUAAGCAUCAUGCCCUGAUAUACAGGUGUGGUCAAUUAAGUCAUGGAAACUAUAGUCAUGCGUCACUUAAUGGGGGGGUGUUCUGAGAAACGCGUCGUUAGGUAAGAUCGUCGUUGUAUGAACAUCACAGAGUGUACUUACACAAACCUAGAUGGUAUAGCCUGCUACACACCUGGGCUAUAUGGUACUAACCUUAUGGGACCACCCUCAUAGAUGUGGUCUGUCGUUACGUGGUAUGCAUGGCUGUACGUGAACAACUAGAUUUACAUAGCAGAAAAAUUAUACAUAGAAUGUCCAGUUUGUGAAAGACUUCACCUUGUCAUUUCUUUAAGCAGAAGCUAGUGCUUUAAAAAUAUGAUUUGAGUCAUCUUUCAGCAAUAUUUAUAAUCACAAACCAAGGAACUUUUUUUUUACACUUGUGACAUGAAAAGUCAACCCUAAGAAAGAAUCUCAUGCAUAAGGGACAGUCGCCAAAUUCAUAACACUGGAAGCCAGUUUAAAACAAAUCCCUGAGUGUUGAUUAUUUUUAAAAGACAUUGCUGAGGAUAUAGGAGAAACACUCAACACAUCAUUUCAAGGCGAAAACACAACCAAACAUUGACACAUAUAAAGAUCCAUGCGUGGCUGUGGAGUGCUAUCUCCCACUCUGAGUUCUACAUAUAAAGAUCCAUGCGUGGCUGUGGAGUGCUAUCUCCCACUCUGAGUUCUACAUAUAAAGAUCCAUGCGUGGCUGUGGAGUGCUAUCUCCCACUCUGAGUUCUACAUAUAAAGAUCCAUGCGUGGCUGUGGAGUGCUAUCUCCCACUCUGAGUUCUGACCUGAUGGAGGUCCUCUCGGCUGUUAUCCAGUUUUAAUCAUCCCCGGUGCAAUUCUAUCAUACAAGAGCAAUCCUUUUGAGGGAAAACUGAUCAUGCUAUCAAUUCCUCAAACAUUUGUAAGUGCAUAAGGGAUAGUAUUUAUUUUUGGUAUACAAGUAUUCAGCCAAAUGUAUUUACUUAUAGUUGGCUGUCCUUGUCUGCUACAUUGAAGCAGUAGUUUCAUAAGAGAAAAAAGGGAUCAUAUCUGAGUGGAAAUAGAAAUGUGUUUACAUUUAACAUAUGCCUCACCUAAAGUCUGUGGGAGGAAAUGAAUAAAAUUUCAGUAAUAUGUAUUUUCGUCUGAAUAUGUAUAAGAAAGUUGCAGGGGGCUUAGCUCUAAGAACUGAUUGAAAAACAGCUACAGAUACAUUGUUUCUACUUAAGAAGAGUGCUUAUGAAACAGCCCAUGUGCAGAAAAAUACUGGAUUUAAAUCUUUUUCUUUUUCUAAGUGAGUAAAAUGAUUUGACCCUCUUACUUUAGAAACCCUGAAUCAAGUUUUUCUUGACUUGAGGACAGGCCAAUUCUGACAGAUUACAAACAUGUUAACCCACUUUCAGAUAAAUCCAAAUUCUGCAAAUAUGCCCUAAUGUGUAUCUCUUACUUCUUAAGACAAUUUUACUUCUGGUUUUCUCUAUGCAGGUGAGACAGAACAGUCAGCUCUCUUUUUCACAUGGCAAAUAUUAAAAGAUUUUUGUCUCUUGAUAUGAGGAAGUACUCACUGUCUGCAGAGCUUCAGAAGUUAGGACCAAGACAGUUGUAAAGAUCUAUGGUUACGGUUUUGUCAGCUGGUUUCCCUUCUUUUUGCUACGUUCACCUAUUUACUGUGCAUACCUGCUUUCCUGGCAGUCCAUAAUUACAUUGGACAGUUUGAAAAGCAAGACAGGUAGUGUAACUGAAAGAACCAAGAUUUUUAACUUGACAUCCCACCUCUGUCUCUAGCUAUAGGAUCUUGGCUAUCAAAUUCCUGUCUCUAGUCCCAUUUUUUCAUCUCUAGAAUGAGAGGAUGGUACUAAGGUCCCUUUUAUGGCUAAAAACCUCUGAAUUUAGUCAUUGUCUCUAGUUCUGUCUCUAAAGCAUUUCUGUAGCCCACCUGCUCGCAGUUGCCCCUCUUGCGCUACCUUUGCAACAACUCCUCUUGGGAAAUCCUUCAACCGCCAUUCCACAUGUUCACAUUAGUGGAAUGGAAGGAGACAGACCAUUCUAUUGCUUCCAGGGGCUCCCUGGAAUAAUUUGUAGGAAUGAUGUCCCAUUAGUUAUGUUUUGGAAUUAAAGAGACAUAGGAAAACAUGUUGUUCAAUCUCCUCCUUAUGCAAAGGGUUCUCUUCCUAUUCACCCUUCUUCAACCUCCAUGCACCUGUUUUCUUGGACCACUGCUCCACAAUUUUACCCUUGGCUUUCUUCAAAACUCCGGAGUAUAAAUGACUCCAUAUCUAGUUAGUUGCUAAGGUAUAUAGCUUUCUGGGUACCUAGCAUGACUUGUUCAAGCAUCUCUGAUCUACCUGCUUCCAAAGACAUUUUGGGAGUAGGACUCAUCUUAACGUCUCCUUCAGUUAAUGUCAUGGCAUGGAUUGUGUCUGGUCUCCUCCCUAUCUUCUGGAUGAACAAUGAAGAGAUUGAAAUCUAGGUCUAGCUGUGUGUCUUUAGGCAAAUAAGGAAGGAGUUAGAGGAGGCCUUUGCCAGCCGGUGACCUAGGAAUGGUAAAACUAUUUCGUGAAUCAGGUGAUGGAUUGACUCAAACCUCCUUAUUGGGUUGGACUUAACUGGACUCUUCUCUAGAGAAGUCAAAUUUUUAUCCCGCCUGAAGAACCCAAAAUCACGGUGAGAGAGACCCAGACCCCCACGUGGGAUCACCUCUCUGCUAGGGCUGAGUGGCAGGGGCUGGAGCUAAGACAUUUCACGCCUGGCUUCCAAAGAUAAUCACGUUUAGUGCUUAUGUCUUUGGCGAGGAAAAAAAAAAUCAAUUUUUGCUGUGGAAAACCAUCUGUGUUUAUUCAAUUGACAGACAGUACCUUUCAAUCUAUCUUAAAUUGAGCCUCCCUGAGGCAGGCAGCUCAACAGUGAUAGAUUAAGCAAUAAACAAAGCAGUCUUCCCACCAACAGCUGCUGCGGGCGGGGAAGGUGCAGCUGCUGUUAGGAGCUAUCUUCCACAGCAGGCUCAUCUCCCUGCUCGGCAUAGGCAAGUCUCCUCCCUGUUGUUGAUUUGAUGAUUCCCCAUAAAUAUGGAUAGCUAAACCCUGUUCUUCUGGUUGCCCUCACUCCCCCAUUGAACCUGGCCUUCCGCCUCAUUAACAAGCCCUGGAUUUUCCGCUUUGCCCCACAAACGAUUUCAUUUCAUCUUGAAACAUGGAGAACCCUUAGGUAAAUAAACAGUUUAGAGGCUGCUUCACAUAAACCAAGCUCAGCUUGUUAUGAAAAUGCACAUUGAACAGAAAUAAAUGAACUUGUCCGUAGGACAUGGGCACACAAGUUAUAAAGUCUUUGUUUAUGCAAAAAGUAAAAGUUGGCUAUUGGUUUCAGAGUCUAUUCAUGCACCAAAUGGCUUCUAGUAAUAGAAAUCAGCUUUGUUCAGGGACUACAAGUUGAAUGACAUCCUCAACCUGUGGACUGAAAGGUAGCUAAGUCAUUUUUUCCGAUGCCAUAUAGAAACUAUCGCCCUGGGAACCUGACUAUAUGAGAGUUCAAUGAAUAGUAUGUACUUAUGGUGCAUGGUGAGAUGGGAGGGAUGCAAACUUUCUUGCCAUUUGUGCCCUUCACGCCCACACCAGGAGGGAGCCAUUAUUAGAGAGUAGCUUAAGAUUAGCCCCGGGUUGCUGGGAGGAAUGGAGCACAUUUUGUACAUUUGUUUAAUUUUUGGCUGAAUUUUCAUAAAGUGGAUUAACAGCAGAAAACAAAGGAAUUAUUCACUCUCCUGGGACCAGGCUUUGUGUAAGCUAUUCAAUAAAGCCAAGCCCUAACAAGUUCUACUUUAUUCUGUAUCUGGAUGGUCAUUCCUCUUGGUCCCCACCUCAACACCCCUCCCACCCUGCACCCAACACAAACACAAGAGAUUUAAUAUUAAGCAAUCUCUUACCAUAACUUGGGCCUUCAAAGACACCGCUUUUUUAGGUGGAGGGGGCUAAGUAUUAACUCCGGCUGAAAAUAUCCAUAGCAGUCAACAAAUAGCACAUUGAGCACAGACUUUUCUCUUGUGAAAUUUUAUGUUAGAAAUGUGUUCUGAUUCUUUUAAAAGUCUAAGAGUUCUUGGGUUAAAAUAGUACAUGUCCAUGAUUAAUUCAAAAAAUACUUUGUAUUUACCUAGUGUUCAUGGUCUAUAAAGCACUUUUAUACUCAUCGUCUCAUUGCUAAGCCUUCCCUGCUGGCCAACGAGCUGCUUUUCAUCCUUUUCUAUGGAAAUUUGUAAAUGACAUUUACUAGUGACCAUCUACGCUUAGAUUAAAAGGCCCAUGGAACUAUGAGGCUGAAACAUGUGAAACUGCCAAUAUUGGACCAUAUUUGACCUACAAAGAGGUGAUUUCAUAUGAUUCAACUUAAUCUGAUUUCAUGCAUUCUCAUGGCCCAUUUUGUGACAUUGAAGAACAGUGCUGAUCAUCACUUCCCCAGUUUACAGGAUAGUCUGUGACCCCCAAAGUGAGUCUGUUUAAUUUGGCACAAGGGAGUGAACAGUGACAUUGUUGGUUGCCCAGGAGAGGCAUAUUAGUGGGAACAGCAUUCCACAUCACAAUGAAGUGGAAGGCUGAUUAGAAAGGCAGGAUCUUUGGGAGCAAAAACACAAGCCACAAAACAACCAUAUUUGUCUGAAACCUGAAUGGAGUUCUGUGGCUCUAGAAGUGCUGGAAGGAAGGGGCUCAACUUCACCAAGUACCAAUGAGUGCCAAAUGCAGUGCUAAGCACAUUGCUCUUCAUCCUCACAAGUACCUUGAAGGGUCUUCAGAUGAUGAAGCUGAGGCUUAGGGAGAUUACUUCCUGAUCCCAAGGUCACAUGGCACAGUUGAAUGGCAGAGUGUUAACGUAGACCUGGAUCUCUGUUAAGUCUAUGUCCAUUCCACUGUGCAGCAUUGCUUCCCAAAUCUAGCCCAUGUAAGAAACUAAGUUCACAGUACCUAAUAGGCAAUACUGUUCCCUACUCUAGAUUUUGUCCAAAGACCUGAACUAGUGAUAGAGUCAAAGAAUAUACACAAAGAGCAUCGAAGAUGUUUCUAAGUACAUAAGUUAAGGACUCGCUGCAGGUAGAAGUUGAAAUGCACCACAGAGUAGGUGGGCAGGAAGUCCUCUACUUAGUUCAGUUGCCUCCAGAGACACAAUUCCCGGAAAGUCUUGGGAAGAAUGUCCCACCUUGUUCUGUGACUAAUUGGGGAGAACAAACCUUGGCAAAGGGCCAGGUGCACAGAGAGGACCCAAGUAAGAACAGUCAAGCCAGGCAUCCUUCUUUGAAUCAGGAUUAGUUGGAGAAAAGGUGUCAGGAAGAGGUGGAACCACCCAUUCCCCUACUUCCCCCUGGCGAGAGUAAGAAAUGGCAGUGGAUGCUUUCCCAGAGUCUGGAGACCCGGGCUACAUGAAUAGCCUCUAACAGAAAAAUAUCCCCUGGACUAAGAGGCUGAGUCAUGCGCUCAGGUAUGGACUUAGGUAUCUGAGUGCCUACCCCUAAGUGUCCUGUUAUAAACCCAGACACCACUGUCUCUCUGCCCUCUCUGAGCUCACAUUCUAGAAGAUAAGAUUAUUUUCCAUAUUUUCCCCCAAAUUGAAAAUUCAUUCCCAGAGCCAUAUAAUGACAUGGAAGGGCUCACAUAAUUUUCGGGUCUUUUAAAAGGCUUAGUUUAAUGGAUAGUAAAACCUCACACAUUCAACACCUCAUUAAUUCUCAGACAAGCUUGAAAAUUUUGGUAUAACUCAGGAUUUCAGUGUCGUUAGAUUAUAUAAUUUGGGCCUGUUGUGAAUCCAAAUUUUUUCAUCACUUCGCUUCAGUUUUAGCUAUUGAUAUUGGUAUAUCAAUAUUGCUAAUGUACAACAUUAGGAAAUUAAAACUGAUUUUCUUGAAAAAAUUUGCUUUCUGUGAUCUGGGCUUAACUGAUUCAAACAUGGCCUUUCUUGCAUCCAAGUCAGCAGGGUUUUGGGUAAUAAAAUUUGUUGAAAUGAUCAAUUUGGUGAGUUGUCAAAAUACAUGGCACAAGCUUCUUUAAUGUCAUUUUCUGUUUUGUUUUAAAUAUUAGACCCAUAUUUUGUAAAUUAUAAUUGUACUCAUUACUAUUAACUGUAAAUAUUUAUUGCAUUAAAAAUGUGCUCUGUGUUAAAUAACUCAGAACAAGUUCCAGGUGCGGUACUUUGUGUAAACAAUGUCAUGGCUUGGCUUCGCCUAGACUCCUUAGACUAAUGAAUUAUUUAUAAGAAAUUCACAAUAUUAAUAUGAAUGACUCAGAUCCUUUUAAAUGUGCAAACUUAACUGUGUGACCAUGUAAAAUUCUAUGAAAUGUGCUCAGUGAUUGUAUUCUUAUUUUUCAAGAAAUGUUUCCAAUGCUUCUAUCACGUUGUACUUGGUCUGUAUGACAUUAAGUCAAAUCCCAUGUAGUAAGCUGAAUAGUCAAGUUGUAGAAGAUAAGAAAUGUGUUUUAUUUCUUAAUAUAAUAAAGCAUAAUUUAUGAAAUGGACAGAUGCAUGUAUUCAGUGUUCAAUAAAAAUAGAGCUGUUGCA